This is a messenger RNA of Exophiala oligosperma, 1362 nucleotides long. RefSeq lists its product as uncharacterized. The record is from RefSeq and is a predicted model, not a curated record. Gene Ontology annotation, cellular component: cell wall. The transcript has a single exon. Gene Ontology annotation, molecular function: structural constituent of cell wall. The coding region runs from base 438 to 1001 and encodes 187 amino acids. NCBI's taxonomy places the organism in Eukaryota, Fungi, Ascomycota, Eurotiomycetes, Chaetothyriales, Herpotrichiellaceae.
ACGACGCAUAGGGCAUCAAGGGGGUUUGUUGGUGAUAUAUAGAUGUCUACUCUGUUCCAAACAUAUUCACAUUGCUGUUUUCCAAAACUUUGAUCAUCAUUCUAUCCAUCUCAUCUUUCAAGUACCGAGAGAUACUUCCUGUACCCGACCAUCUUGAACGAAAACAGCCUUUUUAUUUGCCGCAUUUCGCCACCAGGAGAUAAAAAACAAGAAUCCCAACGCGUGAACGGACUUCUUGUAACGUAGCAUCGGUACCAUCGACAAGACCACGACAGCUACAAUACUCCGACUUUCAAUUUUCGAGUCUUUUUGGUUCUUUACAGAGUAAAAGAACCUCGAGAUCAACAAGAAAAGAAUCUCGGUCUCUGCCCCUUUCUCAGUGCAACCCUUUUCGCCAUCAACCACCACCACCAAACAACAAAUCAAAUCAAAUCACGAUGCGCUCAUUCGUGUCUCUCUCCUUUGGCGUUGCCAUCAUUUCAUCUCUUUCCACGAUGGUCAUCGCCAGUCCGGCGCCCAUGCCCCAAGAAGGAGGAUCACCAGAGACUUCGACCGUGCCGGGUGUAUCACAAAUCUCAGACGGUCAGAUCCAAGCAACCGCAACCACCAUGUCUUCUUACGAGAACCCUUUCACCAUGUACACGACAGAGACCAACUCUUUGGGGGUCAUCACGGGUAUGCCGUCGGUGGUGACGUCUCAACCGUCGGUGGUGACGAGCCAGCCUGCCUCGCCUACCCUGCCGAGUUACUCGGGCUACGUCUACGCCAACAGCACCUCGGCAUCAUCCCAAACGACAAUGACGGGAGGACAAAACACCACGUUGACGGGAUCGAUGUCGGCCACGACCAUGGCGACGAGUACCGCCAGCGGUAGCGGCAGCGGUGGUGCAUCGUCAGCCUCGCCGACUUUUGCCCAGGCUACCGGAGGUGCCGUGUCGAACAAGGUCGCCGGUGCCGGCAUCGGCUUGGUCGUCAUGGGCUUGGGUUUCUCAUUGCUAUAACGGAGUCUCAAGUGAUGUCUCGAGUUGUCAAUGGGCUUUUGAAAACAAAUGCUCAAUGUUUUCACGGAGUAUUAUGAAUUGAAAUGCAAGCAUGAAAAACUCGGAAUGAUACCAGGCGUUCAGGAACCAAGAAUGAAAUGGAAUGGCAUCACAAGGCUCCUCAUUGGGUCCUUUAGUUUGGAGGGAAUCAAAGGAAUCUGGCAUUUUGAAAAAGCGAAGGAGUCAUCAAUAUGGGCAAGGGGCAAUGGGUUUAACUUGUCAUGUCCGGAAGUGCUCCGAUAUGAUAGAAAAUAUGUGGAUUAGUUGUAAUAGAUAGAGGCAUGAUCAACCAACGAAUUGAUUGCUUAAAGAACUCAACACA